Molecule: messenger RNA, 528 nt
Organism: Postia placenta MAD-698-R-SB12
Lineage: Eukaryota; Fungi; Basidiomycota; Agaricomycetes; Polyporales; Adustoporiaceae
Exons: 5
Source: RefSeq, a predicted model, not a curated record
AUGCUGUGCACGGACCAGCUGCGCACGGACCAACGCGCACAGCCUGCCCUAAUCUCCCCAUGUCACCUUAGGUUUGAGCCUCGCUCACCAUCGCUUCGGUCGGGUGGUGCGCACCCUUACGAUACCAUACGAUACCUAGCACGGCCUUUUGUAGCACGCGCACCCCCCCUUCCUCCCCCCAUCAACGUGGCUGACGAAUUCUUCGACUGCUCUCGACUUGAGCACGCCUUCGACACCCAGGAUCAGGUCGACGUUUCUCGUGACGACCCAAAGAGCAGCGAAGACAGACCUCCUUUCUUCAUCUGUGAUCGGCAACCGUGCCCUAAUCGCACUCCACGGUCCAUCACUGUUGACGAAGGGCACUUCGUACCAAUCCGACGGGUCCAACACCCCCGCGGCCCUGCACUCCGGUACGCUGGCACCUCGAGAUCUACAUCUCGCCACGUCACUCCCGUCCCAUCCCGACCUGCCUCGCCAGGCACCCGCAUUCCCCAACCUGUCGCCAGUACAGGUCAAGCGCGAGGAGAU